Spinacia oleracea (spinach) is the source of this 1596-nucleotide messenger RNA. RefSeq names its product probable serine/threonine-protein kinase WNK5. The transcript has a single exon. Lineage: Eukaryota; Viridiplantae; Streptophyta; Magnoliopsida; Caryophyllales; Amaranthaceae. The coding region runs from base 1 to 1596 and encodes 531 amino acids. Gene Ontology annotation, biological process: protein phosphorylation. Gene Ontology annotation, molecular function: ATP binding; protein kinase activity. The record is from RefSeq and is a predicted model, not a curated record.
AUGUUUUCUAGUGAAGAAUUAGAGAUUGCCGAGAUAGAUCCGGGAAGGCAAUACGUAAGGUACACUGACACCAUAGGAUUAGGCGGUUGGAAAAAAGUUUUCAAGGGGUUUGAUAGGGCUACUGGCAGGGAGAUUGCAUGGUCUAAGAUCAAUAUAACAGAUAAUAAAUUAAAGAAAAGGAGCGAAUAUAUUCAAGGUUUGUGUGAAGAAGCUCGUCUUUUAAUGUCUUUAAAUCAUGAGAACAUUGUAAAGUGCCACCAUUAUUGGGUUGAUGAAGAGGUUAGUAUCCUUAAUAUGAUUACUGAACUUUGCAGUUCAGGGGAUCUAGGGCAGUACAUCAAGAAACAUGUUCAUCAUAACACAGAAAUCAUCAAGAAUUGGUGCAGACAGAUUUUGAGUGGGUUGAAUCAUCUUCACACUCGCAGUCCGAUGAUUAUUCAUGGUGAUCUUAAGGAUGACAACAUCUUUAUUAGUGGAGAUUCUGGUAUUGUUAAAAUCGGAGAUUUGGGUCUUGCCAAGAAACUUGAACGAGGGUGUUUCUUGACUGAAUCGAAACCUGUUGGUAGACUACAGUUCUUGGCACCAGAGUAUCUUGAUGGAAAUUAUAAUGAGCUGGUUGAUAUACAUUCUUUCGGGAUGACAGUACUACAGAUGAUCACUCGGGAAGAAGACAUUUACUGUGAAUGGAGAAAUCUGGAUACGCUUACUGAAAAGAUUAAGGAGGGUGUAAUGCCUAUCGCGUUAAGCGAAGUGAGAGACCCUGAAGUUAAGCGGUUCAUUGAGAGGUGUCUUGUUCCUGCAUCUGUUAGACCUUCUGCAAGUCAACUAUUGCAGGACCCGUUUCUUGCAUUGAGUGUUUCUGGAAUUACAUCAACACCAAAUACCAAUUCUGGGGUUGUAGAACAACUGGAUCUUCAGAAUGCUGAGAACCCUUCUGGUGUUGAAUCUGGUGAGGAAGUGCCUUCUAUCAAGAUUCAACAUGGGGAUAAGAUUUUUGAAUUGAAAGGGAGUCUUAAGGGCAAAAUGAUGCCGUUUACCUUCACGUUUACAAAUAUAAAUCUUGCAUAUCAGGAACGCAGCUUUUGGUAUGACUUCUCACUGGAAACUGAUACAAUUAAUAAAGUUGUGGAGAAUAUGGAUACAUAUUUUGGGUGGACAAUUGAAGAUUCUGCUGUGGCUAAUUGGAUUAUGCAAAAACUAUUAGGAGGUCUUCUGGCUGACUUAAUAGAACAAAUGGAUCUUCUGAAUUUGUUUGCUGGUGUAAAGAAAUUGGAAGUAGUCAAGCAAAUUGAUGGUAAGGAUAAGAAAUUCAAGUUGAAAGGGAAGAUGAAGGACAAUGAAACGAUAUCCAUGACCCUCAAGAUCACUGAUUCUGGAGGUAGUGUACUACAUCAUAAAGUUUGUUCUGAUUUCUUAUUCGAAGAACAAACAGUUGAGGAAUUUGUGGAGGAACAUUGGGAAGUGGGAGUAGGUACACUUGCCUUGUCAACUGAAGAUGUUACACUGAUUGCUAAGCUGAUCGAACAAACUUAUCAGAUACUGACGAAACAACCUAGUUGCUUUGGGAAGCUGUCAUUCCUUUGCAGGAAGUUCUAG